Molecule: messenger RNA, 933 nt
Organism: Myzus persicae (green peach aphid)
Lineage: Eukaryota; Metazoa; Arthropoda; Insecta; Hemiptera; Aphididae
Product: leucine-rich repeat-containing protein 15-like
Exons: 5
Coding region: 1-933 (310 amino acids)
Molecular function (GO): protein binding
Source: RefSeq, a predicted model, not a curated record
AUGUCGAUGAACCAUAUAAAACAACUGCCGGAAACGUUGUUUCAAUCGACAAAAAACUUGGUGCUGUUGCAUCUGUACGGAAAUAAGAUAGAAGUCUUUCCAAAGUCGAUAUUCAAAGAUCUCAGCCUACUGGAAGACCUAGACUUGUCGGCGAACUCAUUGUUGGAGAUAUCGUCCGACAUAUUCCGAGGCGUUUCGUCACUUAAGCGGUUGAAAUUGCAAGAAAAUCAACUGCAACAGUUGCCGUUGGGGGUGUUUGAUGACGUCGAGUAUUUGGAAGUCUUGUCAUUGAGGAACAACCGCAUAUCAUUUAUUCGUCCCGGACUGUUCAACAACAUGCGUAGAUUGGUGUAUCUGGACUUGACUGAAAACUGGAUAAAUUUACUUAACGGCAACGAGUUCACCGACUUGGUAGCCUUGAACGAACUACAUCUCGGUCAAAAUUACUUGGAAUUCAUACCGGAACGGACGUUCAAGAAUUUAGCGUCGCUCGAAAAACUUUACCUCUUCUCAAACAACAUCCAACAGUUGGACGUCAACAGCUUUUAUGGUUUGAAAAAUCUUUCGUCGCUAUUUCUCAACAACAACGUGCUAAAGGUUAUUGGUGACAAGCUUUUUGAACCGUUGAUGAAUCUCAGAAAGCUACACAUCGACAGCAAUAAAUUCCAAUUUCUACCAAACGAUUGUUUUGAUCACCUACCAAAGUUGGAAUCUCUGAAACUCUCAAAGAACCCGUGGCAUUGCGAUUGCACAAUAUUAUACUUGGCUAGAUGGCUGAGGGCGAACCGGCAAAAAGUGUGGGACUCGAACCCGACGUGUCGUGGUCCCAGGGACCUGGGUGGUAAGCCCGUCGAAGACAUGACCUUUGAGGACUUGUGCGAUGGCCAAUGGGCGAGCAUGGUGAAGCUCACACCUCGAGUGCCCAUUCGAUGA